Blastomyces dermatitidis ER-3 is the source of this 1503-nucleotide messenger RNA. RefSeq lists its product as uncharacterized. Bases 1 to 1503 code for a protein of 500 amino acids. Lineage: Eukaryota; Fungi; Ascomycota; Eurotiomycetes; Onygenales; Ajellomycetaceae. The transcript has 2 exons. The record is from RefSeq and is a predicted model, not a curated record.
AUGAGUGCAGCUCAACCAAAUACCAACGAGAAACCCCCGUCCACUCUUAACUUACCUCCAUCGAAUGACCCUCCGCCAUCGUAUUUGCCAGAUGAUCCCAAUGCGAGCAGUACGGCUCCAUUAGCGUCACUUCGAGAGCUUCAUUUUGAGCCACUAGGCCUACAAGGGUCUGUCAAUCCUGCCAUCGCUGGGCCGGUUACCACGGAUCAAUGUAUUGCGCAUUUAAAACUUUUGGCCGCUCUAGCGGAUCUUCGUGACACUAUUUCGACAACUGACGGCCUGUUUAAUCUCUACGACGCAGAGUAUGGAAAAUACCAGACCGAGGAAUACAGGCUCAAAGGUGCUCAAUUGAUUAGAGAAAAACGAUGGGCAGUAUAUGUCGGUAGAGCAGUGGACAGGUUCUCCCUCUGGCACGAAAAGUGCAUUAGGACUGAUGGCUUUGGUUCUAGUAAUGGGGCUCUUACCACUUACGAUAUGAAGCGUCCUGGUAGACAUGCGGCUUCAACGGCCUGGCAAGACACGAUUGCUUGGACUGUUGAUAUUAUGCCUCCUUUAGAUGUUUUGAUGGUAUGGCAUGCAUACAUGCUGAAUCCUCGAGAUUUUCUAGAAGACUGCAUUCGCCUAGGCAAAAUGAGCUUCUGGAGGACGGGUUUACCAUGGGCAAUUGUGAAUUCCAGCAUCGACCAUAGAACAUUUGAGUACACCCCUCCAUCCGAAGCAGCAGCAAAUUUCAGCAUGCAAACGGGCCUUCAGUGGGACAGCAAUCAUGAUAGCCCGUGUAAGUCUUUAAACUGCCCACAGUGUGAAGCUCAUGUAAUUGUUCCAUGGCAACAAGAAAACCCACAGAUCGGAUCAAUAGAUCAUCCCUUUGAAUACUGCGACGGUUUUGGAGACGAAAACUUCAAAGCCGUUUGCAAUAAUUGUGGGGUUACUAUCACGCACGAAAAGCUUCGCGUUGCGAAGUUUCGUCGUGACGUACAACGUCUUGUUACGGGAUGUUUUCCGAUGCCCGGGACCAUUUUGGACACGACUGGGGUCCCAGAGGACAGAGAUGAGGAUCACCGCGGGCCUUCUUUCCCCAACAAUCUCAUCAGGCUAGUAAUUCGUGGGCCGCUACGCAAUCUAGUUGACCUCGCCCAGAACCCCUCUGCAUCAAUGUCUAUGGUACGCGAUUUCCUAGGUGAGACCCUCGCGGAUGAAGAAAAGGUCCAGAAAGCACUUCAUGGUGCAGCGUCCAAACCCGAUACUGAAGAACGCAUCGCCAUCCGAAAAAUGAUGUCUCGAUACUGGGAUAACUCGUCGCCUUUCGCACUUGACCUCGUCGGAGCAGUUAUCCGCCAGGGAACAUUCACACAAAAGAUGGACAACAUUGACUGGAUACACUCGCCCGCACUCGAGUCAACCAUGAACCGCCUCAUCACGAAAUAUAUAUAUUUCUUCCGAAUUAUAUCGGAGAACCGCACAGAAAUGGCCGUCCCUACGCUUGACGUUGACCUCGCCUAA